AUGAACAUGGAUAUGCGAUUCCGCAAGGCAUUUCGCUAUCCUGAUGAAUCGGGGAGUGACCGGGAAGAGCUCGACGAAGAAGAACAGGAGCGAGUGAUCCAGCAGUUGCAAAGCCAAAAUGAGGCACGCAACGCCCAAUACAGUAUGAUCUUUACUGGAAUUACAUUGCUCUUAACCACCAUGUUUAUGCCCUCGAUUCUGUCUGCCUCGACUCUCGGCGAGGCUCUUCUGUCUUUCUUGAGCAUUCUCUCGCUGGGCAAAAAGCCUCUGUUGGCUGAGAAUGAUCGCUCGACUUGCCUCCGUUCUGCUUUGGUGCCUGUCAAUGGUGCAGUGUGCUUGGUUCUAACGGCUUGUUUCUUCAUCGGGGCGGGUUCAUCUUAUACGAUCCGCCCCGUUCUCUACUUGAUUCCCGGAGCCAUGCUAGCAGUCAUAUUGCUCGCACGAGAAACGAUGCUCUCGGUUGAUCUCUCGGCUCUGAAAGAUCUCCAGUACGAGUACAAAGGCGCCUAA
Molecule: messenger RNA, 510 nt
Organism: Penicillium maclennaniae
Lineage: Eukaryota; Fungi; Ascomycota; Eurotiomycetes; Eurotiales; Aspergillaceae
Exons: 4
Coding region: 1-510 (169 amino acids)
Source: RefSeq, a predicted model, not a curated record